Messenger RNA from Symbiodinium sp. CCMP2456, 1083 nucleotides. NCBI's taxonomy places the organism in Eukaryota, Dinophyceae, Suessiales, Symbiodiniaceae. The record is from the annotation of a GenBank genome assembly.
AUGCCGCUGUUGUUCUUUGCGGUGGCAUCCACCUCUACGAAGCAUCCAUCCCAGGACCCUUGUUCUAGUCUGGCACUCCACCCUGGAUCUGGCGGUUGGACGUCCGCACGCGCCUGCUCCUACCCACAGGAGAUCUUGCUGCAGCUGCCGCGAGGUGCCGAAAUUCACGAAGUUGAGGUCGCAGCCCCCUUUUCUCUGGCUCCACGCGCCGUGGACGUUUUCCUGAGUGCCGGAAGUCGCGAGGAUCGGUUGGCCGGCAAUCCAAACUUUCAGCACGUUUGCUGCUUGGAGCUCCGAGGGGUUGGGAGCAAGCCCUCUCGAUUGCUAAAGGCCAAGCACAAGUUCUUUGGCCUUUGCACCGGCCAGGUCAGGUUGCUGAUCCACGAGCCUGUUGCAUCCGGCUCCGAGAACCCUUACAAGCAGGUCUCUCUUGCAACUGUAGACCUAUGGGGCUACGAGGAUGUCCUUCCGGAGACCUCCGGGCCACUGCCGCUAGAUCUGGGGGAGCAUCACGAGGACAUUGCUUCCGUGCUCAUGGAGUUGGGUGUUCCCCUGAACCUGGUCCCAGUCUCGGACGGCUUCCAGCCUGCCGUCGCCGAUGCAGCGACGUGUUCUCUCAUCCGUGAGCUUCGGGAUAAAGAAGACCAGCUCAUUCGAGAGAGCAAGUUCGGGGAGGCUCAGAAAGUCGCCCAGCACGUGCAGCAGCUUGACGCGCUUGGGCAAGAGCUGCAAAGUUUGCUGGAGAAGCGGGAGAUGCUUUCCGCCACUCGAGAUCUGAGAGGUCUGGAGCAAUUGGCACCAGAAAUCGCUACUCUGGAGACAAGGCGACUGCACAUGGCAGCACUCUACGAGACCGAUUGGUGGAUUUCUGCCAUGUCGGCAGGUUUCGGGCAGGCGAAAGACAGUCUGGCCAUACCCACGCACAGUGCCUUGACGCCAUCUGCAUCAGCCACCUCCACCCAGCUGGUAGCAGGCAGUGCCGACCGCGGUAAUGAGAGUCCCAUCGAACACCCGCAGAGCGAAGCUUCGCAGGUUGUCGCGGAUCUGGCUCCAAGUGAGGAGCCUCCAACGACGGACGGCUGA